Molecule: messenger RNA, 665 nt
Organism: Hyaloscypha bicolor E
Lineage: Eukaryota; Fungi; Ascomycota; Leotiomycetes; Helotiales; Hyaloscyphaceae
Exons: 1
Coding region: 427-603 (58 amino acids)
Molecular function (GO): nucleic acid binding
Source: RefSeq, a predicted model, not a curated record
GUUAUAUGGAGCGAUGAGGCUACAUUUGAGACUGGAAAGAGAGGGAGAAUUUGGGUUAUACGUCGGCCGGAUGAGAAGAAUCACCCAGAUUGUAUAUAAUCUGUAUACAGGAGUGGAAGAGUGAGCGUGAUGGUUUGGGGAGCGAUUAGCUGGGAUUGGAAAUCCCCGCUUAUUUUCUUGGUAAAGGAGAAAGGAAGGAAGGGAAUUUGCAGUCAAGCUUACUUGAACCAAGUCCUGAAUCCUGUUGUUUUUCCUUGGCUUGACUCCUUAACAGCGAAGUAAAAGGAGGAGUUCUUGUUUAUGGAAGACGGGGCAAAAAUCCACAAGGGUGCGGCAAAGCUACCCCGCAAGUUGCGUGGAUUGCGUGGGUUUGAUUGGCCUCCCUCUUCUCCCGAUUUGAAUCCAAUUGAGAAGGUAUAGCAAUGGAUGAAAAAUGAGAUUACAAAGUUGGAAACUGUUCCUACUUCAAUUGAGGAUAUGAAGGAGGUUUUACAAGAGCUAUGGAGCGAAGUUGAUCCAACGGAUUGGCGAUAUUUGACAGAGAGGCUCACUUGUAAGCUAGAAGACGUAAUUGCUAGUAAGGGAAUGGCCACUGUAUACUAAAGCCUUAAUAAAUAUAGUUCUUUAAUUAAAAUUAAAAAUUGUGGUGAAGCACCAGAAGUGUG